Molecule: messenger RNA, 4626 nt
Organism: Ooceraea biroi (clonal raider ant)
Lineage: Eukaryota; Metazoa; Arthropoda; Insecta; Hymenoptera; Formicidae
Gene: nompA
Product: no mechanoreceptor potential A
Biological process (GO): anatomical structure morphogenesis
Source: RefSeq, a predicted model, not a curated record
UAUGCGGGGACCAUUCAUCGAGGAUCCAUGCGAUUUGCUCUCUCGUCUUCCUCUCCACCUCUCGGUGCACAGGUGCCUGCCCAUUAUUCCCGCACCUCCCGCCGAUUUUGACCGUCAGUUUGAUUACGGGUGCCACUCGCGUCGCACGCGUGAUUUCGGGGUACACUCGCACGCCUCCCUUUCGGGCGAUCGGACAUCGCACUUCGCGGAGGAGCACGAGGAACGCAUCGGACAGGGCUCGAAGCGACGACGCAUCUCUCCUCGCCCUUCGCUUUUUGCCGCAGCUGCGAUCUCGUCGGGGAAAGAUAGAGCUUGAGAAAGAAGCGAAGAACUCGGCGAGAGCCACCCCUCUUGGAUCUCAGUAGCAGUUGGCAUGACAUAGUAUUCUGGAUAUUUGAAUAUCACGAUGAGGAGAACUCGCAGAUCAACUAGUAUCCUUCCAGUUAUCUGGAUAUUUAUCGUAUUACAGUCCUUGGUCAAUGCGCAAACGACCUGCAACGGUGGUUUGGGCAGGGUGGUUUACGAGAGACUUCCGGAUCAACAGCUUCAGGGAUUCGAUGAUGAUGUGGUACGAGACUCGGCGCCUCCGUUUAGGGUGCUGGAGAAGUGUCAAGAGCUUUGCCUGCGCGACAGAACGGCGACGACCAACCUGGUCCGCACCUGCACGAGCUUCGACUUCCAGCCCGGCAACAGAAUUGCCUCCUACAGCGGUGCCGCCGAGUACGAGGAGAGUACUUGCUAUUUAACGAGGGAACAGGCGCAGCCAGAGGGCAUUGGAAAUCUCAUGCUCGUGCCGAACAGCGUGCACUUCACUGAGGUGUGCCUGGCGUCCGACAGAAUAGAAAGGGAAUGUCCGAAUCGUCGUUACGUGUUCGAGAGGCACCCGAGGAAAAAGCUGAAGCUACCCCUGACAGACAUCAAGGAAGUCAGCGCUGCUAACAGGACUGACUGCGAGGACAGGUGCCUCAAUGAAUUCACUUUCGUCUGCCGGUCGGCGACGUACGACACUGCGCUGAGAAGUUGUUCCCUCAGCCGUUUCACCAGAAGGACUCACCCCGAGUUGCUGGAGGACGAUCCGAAUUCUGAUUACCUGGAGAAUACUUGCCUCAAUGCUGAGCGACGAUGCGACGGACUCGCGGUGUUCGUGAAAGAGGAGAACAAACGUCUACGCGGCCCGUUUGAAGUGGACAUAUACACGAAUCUCACUUUGGACGAGUGUCAGGCGCUAUGCCUCAGAGCGGAGAAGUAUUUCUGCCGCAGCGUAGAGUUCGACGAGCAGACCCGACACUGCGUCAUCUCCGAGGAAGACUCCGUCUCGCAGAAGGACGACAUUGGGCUCAGCAAUAGUCCCAGUCAUCACUUUUACGAUCUAGUCUGCUUAGACAAUCAUCCGUCCUUAGCGCGCGGCUCUGAAUACCCGGACAGCAGCUCGACGUCGCACAUGUUCUCCGACGGCCGACGACCCGAUACGGCCUUUCAGCGUUACCGGCACUCGCGUCUCAGCGGCGAAUUUCAUUCAGAGAUCACCGGUCGCAGCCUGAGCGAAUGCCUGGAUGAAUGCCUGCGACAGACGAGCUUUCAGUGCCGCAGCGCCGUCUACUCCGAGAAUUAUCACAUCUGCCGAUUGAGCCGGUUUAAUCAGCGGGACGGUCACAGGAUCAUCUACGACGCCGACUACGACUACUAUGAGAAUCUUAUGCAUCAAUAUGAUGGCGAUCGCGACGGUCCUGGAUAUAGACCGGAUCCUCUGGGACAAGACACGAACUUCGGACGACCCUCGCUGGGAAGACCCGGCUAUCCGGACGAUUACGACAAGGGACAAUAUCCAAGCAGCGCAAAACCCGAUCGCUAUCCCGAUCGCUAUCCGGAUCGUAUGCCGGGUCGUUAUCCAGAUAAUUAUCCAGAUCGUUACCCGGAUCGAUAUCCCGACCGUUAUCCAGACCGGUAUCCCGAUCGUCGUCCUUUGCCGGACGAUAGAUAUCCAGACAACAGAUAUCCUGGACAGUACCCAGACGAUUCGGACAAUUACGGGGAUCGAUACCCUAGCGAUCGGUAUCCUGACAGAUAUCCUAGUGGAAAUCGUUACCCACUUGGAGACCGGUAUCCAAACUCAGAUCGUUACCCAACCUCAGAUCGUUACCCAACCUCAGAUCGUUACCCAAACUCAGAUCGUUAUCCCAUAUCUGAUCGUUAUCCUAUCAGAGGAGGAGAUCGUCACCCGAUCGAUAGAUAUCCUGAUUCCGGAAGUCUCGAUAGGUAUCCUAUGAAUGGCCGUUAUCCCAUGAUGAUGCACGGUAUGCGAUAUCCAAGCCGAUAUCCCACAGACAUCAGUGAUCGGUAUCCCAACACGAUCGAUCGGUAUCCUUUCCCAGAAGAUCCAUUGGAUCGAUAUCCCACAGCGUUAGGCGGCGAUAGAAUGCCGAUCGAUCGAUAUCCAGCCAGUGGCAGAUAUCCUGAUAAGGAUUCUAAUCGCAGGUAUCCGUCAGGAGGACACGGAUUGUACCCGCACGGGUUUGUCGACGACGUUCGCGGUCCUCAAAGCCACGGUCCCGAGCGACCUCACUAUGGCGGGCCUUACGGCCCGGCGCGACCCACUCUUGUUGGAGGAGGAUACGGCGGAGGAGGAUAUGGUAAUGACGGCGGCGGAAUCGUGGGUGGAGGAUAUGUAGGCGAAGGUGGUGUCUACAAUACUCGUCCGUUCGGGACCGCGGGUGGCCCAAUCAUAGGUAGACCCCCAUUGGUAUCCAGAUGUGACGAGCAGGACAAUUUCAGACAAGUUGGAUCUCGUACUAGAGUGCGAAAGCCGUUUAUCAGACGAUACACCACUGCCUCUUCGCAGGGUCAAUGCGAACGGGAGUGCACUGACGCCAGAGAUUUCGUUUGCAGAUCCUACAAUUACCGGUCGUAUGCUGCGCCUUACGGGGCCGAGAGGGACAAUUGCGAGCUCAGCGAUCGAGACUCGAGGGACAUGGACAUGGGCAACCCGGUUUAUUACGAGACCGGGUCCGAUUACGACUUCUACGAGAGGAACAACGGUCGGCAGGGCGCGGAUGGGGAAUGUCUGGAUGUUAGCCAAGUCUGUAGCGAGGACGGGAUGGAGUUUACCCUGAGGACGCCGGAGGGAUUCAUCGGGCGAAUUUACACGUACGGGUACUACGAUCGGUGCUUUUUCCGCGGGAACGGCGGCACCGUGAAUGUACUUCGUAUCAGCGGGCCUCAGGGAUACCCCGAGUGCGGCACACAGCGAUACGGUGACACGAUGACGAACAUCGUGGUGGUGCAAUUUUCGGACUACGUGCAAACCGGACGGGACAAGCGAUUCAACCUGACGUGUAUGUUUCGGGGGCCUGGCGAAGCUGUCGUCACAUCCGGCUACAUCGGUGCCGGGUAUGCCAGAUCGGGGUCUCCCAUUCCCAUCGAAUAUCUCCCAGCGGAAAACACUCUGAGUUCCAGAGUACGUUUGAUGAUCCUUUAUCAAGGUAGACCUACGACCACCAUCGCUGUUGGUGAUCCUCUCACUUUCAGACUUGAAGCUCAGGAUGGAUACAACUAUGUGACGGAUAUAUUCGCUACCAACGUUAUUGCAAGGGACCCCUAUUCCGGCAGAAGCGUUCAAUUGAUAGACAGAUACGGUUGCCCAGUGGACAAUUACGUGUUCCCGGGACUGGACCGCCUUCGUGACGGCGACAGCCUCGAGGCCCGCUUCAACGCCUUCAAAAUACCCGAAUCAAAUUUCCUGGUGUUCGAGGCGAAUGUGCGAACGUGCCGCGACGGCUGCCAGCCGGCGUAUUGCUCCGGUGGUACCGGCAGAAGCGAGCCGUCCUUUGGUAGACGACGAAGGGACGUAAAUAACGACACUGUAGCAGAUGAGGACGAGGUGUCGCCGAUAACCGUGAUGGACGGUGACGUUAAUAACGCGUCGGCGACGAUUUUCAACGCGACCGAGGUCGAGGACGAGCCGGAGGAUGAGGAGGACGAGGAGGAGGAGCACGUUAGAGAAAUGAUAGAGGUCCUCGACUCGCGAAUGGACAUCGAGCAAGAGAGAAGCGUCGUCGAGAAGCAAACCAAGAUGCUGGAAAAUAUUUGUAUAACGCAGAAUGAGUACUACGGGCUGGUUACUGCGGUAGGAAUCCUCGUCGUCCUCCUCGCCUCAGUCGUUCUCCUGUCUAUGCUCGUUUACAGAAAAUACGUCUAUUCCGUGAUCAUGAAGAAUCGUAGACUCGACAAAACUUGCAGCCGCAGCGGUCACUCCGACGAGCCUUACAGUAGUCGGGUCAAUAAUUUCUCUUUCAUGAGAGCAGGUCUUCAGAAACCAUUUCAGGCCUCGUCUAUCUCGAGAUCAAUGAGCAACGCCAUUAGCCAACGUCUCGCCUCGUCGUCCACUGCUCUCGAGGGUGCUGUAGGAUUAUCCACCGGUCGACGAAGUGGUUUCGACCCGAGCGAGCCGAUUUACACCGAUCCCUCUCUCUUCGAGGUCACUCGUUGCUCGAACAUCGCGAAAUCAACCCUCAACGACAAUUUUCAUCUUAUAUAGUGCGCGAGGAAAUCUUAAAAUUGCAUAGGCUAAACGAGCAAUCGUAUUAUAGUAGUCUAAUAAACGCAUUACGGAACCGACUCACCACAAAA